Messenger RNA from Impatiens glandulifera, 1428 nucleotides. RefSeq names its product aspartic proteinase A1-like. Gene Ontology annotation, molecular function: aspartic-type endopeptidase activity. The coding region runs from base 1 to 1428 and encodes 475 amino acids. The transcript is spliced from 12 exons. NCBI's taxonomy places the organism in Eukaryota, Viridiplantae, Streptophyta, Magnoliopsida, Ericales, Balsaminaceae. The record is from RefSeq and is a predicted model, not a curated record. Gene Ontology annotation, biological process: lipid metabolic process; proteolysis.
AUGGGAACAAAGUUUAGAGCAGCAGUUAUCACUCUUUUUCUUUCAUCACUCCUUCUUCCGCUGGUGUUUUCUGAAUCCAACGAUGGAUUCGUGAGAGUUGAACUGAAAAAGUUUAAGUUAGAUGAAAACAAUCGGAACGCUGAUCGACUUACCAGGCAAAUACUGGAUUCUAAAAUUGCUCGCGGCAUUGUAAGGCUAAAGAACUACCAGAACAUGCAGUACUAUGGUGAGAUUUCAAUCGGUACACCACCACAGAAAUUCACAAUGGGUUUUGAUACAGGAAGCUCUAAUUUGUGGAUAACUUCCUCAAAGUGCUACUUUUACCGUGCAUGUUAUUAUCAUUCCAAAUACUAUGCUCGUCGAUCAAGAACAUAUAAAGCGAACGGAACAUAUGCUAUGGUAGGCUAUGGUAAAGAUUCAAUAUCUGGCAAGAUUAGCCAAGACAAUGUUUUAGUUGGUGGUUUAACAAUUAAGAAUCAGGACUUCAUCGAAGCAACAAAACUGUCCGGUCCUGAGCAUAAGAAUACCAAGUAUGAUGGCCUUCUUGGCCUUGGAUUUCAGGAGAUAUCAUCUGGACGUGUUGUUCCAAUAUGGUACAACAUGAUGAACCAGGGUCUGGUUCAGAAUCCAGUGUUCUCACUUUGGCUUAAUAGAAACACAGAAGAAGAGGAAGGAGGUCAAGUUGUGUUUGGUGGGAUUGAUCCAAAGCAUCACAAGGGGGACCAUACUUAUGUCCCUGUGACCCGCAAGGGUUAUUGGGAGUUUGAUAUGGGUGAUGUCUCUGUCAACGGUAAACCAAUAGGUGUUUCUGGUUUUUCUGCAAUGGUGGAUUCUGGAACUUCUUUGUUGUUAGGUCCAACUGUUGUGAUUACCAUGUUAAACCAUGCAAUUGGAGCCGAAAGAGAAGAUAACCCUAAAUGCAAGUCAAUUGUAAGAAUGUAUGGAAAAACCAUUUUGAACAUGCUCCUAGUAAAGGAGAAACCUAAGAAAAUUUGUCCCCUAAUUGGAUUAUGUCGAGUUGAUGGAAAGAAAAGUAAUAAUAUAAGAACAUUUCAGUGCAAUACUUGUGAAUUGAUAGUUGUGUGGAUGGAGAGUCAGUAUAAGAGGAAUCAUACAGAAGACUGUAUUUUAAACUACAUUGAUCAGCUAUGUGAUUCGAUGCCAGCAAGGCAGCCAUCACUUGUGAAUUGUUUGCAAAUUUCCUCCAUGCCUAUAGUUUCAUUUUUAAUUGGUGGUAGAAAUUUUACACUCUCACCUAAGGAGUAUGUAUUGCCAAUUGGAGGAAUUGCUUGCAUAAGUGGUUUUUCAUCCUUUGAUAUUGCUCCUCCUCUGGGACCUAUCUGGACUUUGGGGAACGUAUUCAUGGGUCGUUACCACACAGUAUUUGACCAUGGAAAAAUGAAAGUUGGAUUUGCAGAUGCAGCAUAA